AUGGGGAAGAAGACUGCUGCGAAGAGACCCCGAGGACGGAAGAUAGCAGAACCACCGAUGCAUCCUUUGGAAGAGUCGCGCAUCAAAAUAUGCAUAAGGAACAAUUCAGUGCUGCAAUCACUCGGAAUUCCUGCACUAUCAACACUGUUUGCAGCCAAAACUGUCAUUUCACCUGGAAAAAAAUAUCCCAAGCAUAGUUCUGAUGAUUCCGAAGCUGAGUACUAUCCUAACGAGGACAAUACCAGUGAAGGAGAAUCGUCCGAUGAUAGUUUAGUAGAUGAAAUAGAAGCACUGCAGUCCACACCUGCUGCUAGCUCAAACUCUAAGGGCUGUAAGAAGACUAGUCAGAAAACUAGUAAUAAAAGAUCUGGGGCCAUGCCCCCUGGUGGAGUCAAGCCUCGGCCUCCUAAGAGAGUUCAUGCGGACAUCCCUACUAAUUCACGAGUCGCAAGGUCAAAGAAAGCUCUAUUACAAGAUGCUGAUGCAAGUACUCAAAGUGAGGAGAUGUUGGAUCCUAAACAUCAAACACCAAGUGUCAUCGAUAAGCCAACUGCUUCUGUGGCUUGUGCCCGCCAAGCUGAAGAAAUUAUUCCCAACUUUGAUGACCAUGAUGAUGACCCUGCACAUUGUGAUGAUGACAACUGGAUUGCCAAUGGAGCUGAUCUUAUUGCCCAUCGUGAUGAUGACAAUGAGAUGGCCAACGAAGCUGGUGGUAGUGGUCACAAUGAGAUGGCCACCGAAGCUGGUGGUAGUGCCCAACCAAAUCAGGAAACCCAACCUAACAAUAACUCUGAAGGUCCACAAUCCUAUGAAAAGCCAAGGGAAAGGGGCCCUAAUUUGGGAAAAGGCCUGGAAAGGAUCACUCGACGCCGGCAGGGCAAACUACCGCUUGUCAUUCCAGAAGGGAGGAUAAGGCCGGAGGCACCUCUUCUUGCUGCAAAGUUUGCAAUUGAAUGCAACGUCACAGUCAGACACCAUAUGCCUGUGUUUAAGCGCUGGAAGGAUUACAAGGACCUAGAUGGACAUGUCCGAGAUGGGAUCUUCAGGAACUUUGUAGGCAAAGUUGGUAACAAGUUUCAGAUGGACGUAGAUGAUGUGCCAGUUAGGAAGGCUUGUACUGAAAUGCUGAAACGUGCGACUCGCCAACAACGAUAUAGGCUCAAGAAAGAGUUUUUUGACCCUCACCCACUCCAUUUGGUGACGAGAACUUCUCCUGUCCCCUUGAUGACUGAUGAGCAGUCGAAUGAGCUGGUGGAAAGCUGGAAGGAUCCCAAAAAGAUGGGGAUAUGUGAAAUUAACAAAAAUAAUCGAGCUCAAGUUAAGUUUCACCAAACUACUGGCGCGCGCAGCUAUCCGAUGCAUUGUGAUAAUCUGGGCGACAAAUACAAAGAUAAAGAACCCACUGCAUUGGAUUUGUUCAAGGAGUGUCACUACAACAAGAAAAAGAAAAGCUACACUAAUGUCGUGCAAGCUGCAAUUACUGAGAUGGAAAACAAGGCCUCUCAACCUACAAAAGAUGGCCAGGAAUCAAACUCUGCAACCGAGGCUGUAGCUGAAGUGCUUGCUAAGCACACUAAGAAGCCAAGGUUUCUUCAGCAUGUGGGGAUCCAGCAUGUCCAUGCGAGAUCCAGUGCAGAAGUGGCAACGGAGAAGAGGGACAAUGUUGAGCUUCGGGCACGUGUUGACACCUUGACCAAGCUGUUGAAGGAGUUCGAAGAAGCAAGGACCAGGCAAGACGAGGAGCAUAGGAAGAGAGAUGAGGAGAACAGGAAGAAGCAAGCUGCGAUGGAUGCAAAACUAGACUUUUUGCUAAGUCAGUUGCAACCAAGAUCAGCUCAAGGGUAAGUUGUUUGAGCCCAAGAUCGGUGUCUUUCUCUACUUGAUGCAUGGAAGCCAUGUGAAUGCAAUAUACCGCUGGAACCAACCUUCUUAUUUUGUAAUGCUUUUGUUGUGCAAACUGCACACUGUUGGAAGCAAACUUGUUGCAUUUUGCUGCUCCAUGUUCAGUGCAUGUGGAGAUGUA
This is a messenger RNA of Triticum urartu, 2023 nucleotides long. Lineage: Eukaryota; Viridiplantae; Streptophyta; Magnoliopsida; Poales; Poaceae. The record is from RefSeq and is a predicted model, not a curated record.